AUGCUAUCACACCGCGUUCGCCUCACUGCCAGAUUGGCGCUCAAGCCUCCCAAGGUUACACCGACCAGGAACUCAAGCAACGCGGCAAUAUCGAGAUCGCCAUUGCAAGCCGAGCUGACAGCCCCCAACGGGCGGGUCUGGUCUCAGCCCUUAGGCCUCUUCGUGAACAACCAGUUUGUGGAGAGUAGCAGUGGCCGGACCAUCACCACCGUCAACCCGUACACUCAACAAGACAUAUGUUCCGUCUUUGCUGCGGAUGCCGCAGAUGUCGACAAGGCUGUCUUGUCCGCCCGCCAUGCCCUCCGGGACCCUUCGUGGAAAUUACUCUCAGGAACUGACCGGGGCCAUAUGAUGAACCGGCUGGCCGACCUCGUAGAUAGAGAGCUGGAAACUCUCGCCACUAUCGAGACGCUGGACAACGGAAAGCCAUUGACCGUCUCCCGCGAGAUAGAUGUCCCACACUUCUCAGAGGUGUUGCGCUAUUAUGCCGGCUAUGCUGAUAAGAACUUUGGAAAAGUCAUAGAUGUUGGUCCCAACAAGAUGGCCUACACCCUCAAGCAACCCAUUGGUGUGUGCGGUCAAAUUAUUCCGUGGAACUACCCCCUAGACAUGGCGGCGUGGAAACUGGGGCCGGCACUUUGCUGUGGUAACACCAUUGUGCUCAAACUGGCCGAACAGACGCCUCUUUCCAUGUUAUACGUAGCUCGCCUAGUACAAGAGGCGGGUUUCCCGCCCGGUGUUAUCAACAUCAUCAAUGGCACCGGCAGAGAGGCUGGUGCUGCAUUGACACAACAUGAUGGUGUGGACAAGAUUGCCUUUACCGGAAGCACCCCCACGGGCAAGGAAAUCAUGAAAAUGGCCGCGGGGACAAUGAAAGCAAUCACGCUCGAGACAGGCGGCAAGUCGCCGCUGAUUGUAUUUGACGACGCAAACCUGGAGCAGGCAGUCAAGUGGGCCCACGAAGGUAUCAUGGCAAAUCAAGGCCAGGUAUGCACAGCAACCUCGAGGUUACUUGUCCAAGAAGGAAUAUACGAAGCGUUUGUGGAGAGGUUCAAGGAGUACACAGAGAAGACAUCCAUUGUCGGUGAUCCAUUUGACGAGAAGACUUUCCAGGGCCCUCAGGUCACAGCCCAGCAGCGUGAGAGCGUUCUCUCCUUUAUCUCUUCGGCCUCUGCCUCCGGAGCCAGUGUUUAUCACCCGCCUACGCCACUUCCGAAGACCGGCUACUUCGUCCCUCCUACUAUCUUUACGGAUGUGACGCCGUCGAUGCCCAUCUUCCGGCAGGAGAUCUUUGGCCCGUGUGCCGCGGUGGUCAAGUUCCGUACAGAGGAUGAGGCGCUAGAUCUGGCCAACGCGUCGCGUUAUGGACUAGCAGGAGCGGUGUUCACGCGCAAUCUCGGUAGGGCACAUCGCAUGGCUCGGGAGUUGGAGGCUGGCAUGGUGUGGGUGAACAGCAGCAACGACUCGGACGUGAGGGUGCCGUUUGGGGGAGUCAAAGAGAGCGGGUUGGGGAGGGAACUGGGAGAGGAAGGCUUAAGGUCUUAUUAUUCCGUCAAGGCUAUUCAUGUUAACUUGACAGAAAACUAG
This is a messenger RNA of Ilyonectria robusta, 1587 nucleotides long. Its product is annotated as aldehyde dehydrogenase domain-containing protein. The transcript has 2 exons. Bases 1 to 1587 code for a protein of 528 amino acids. NCBI's taxonomy places the organism in Eukaryota, Fungi, Ascomycota, Sordariomycetes, Hypocreales, Nectriaceae. Gene Ontology annotation, molecular function: oxidoreductase activity, acting on the aldehyde or oxo group of donors, NAD or NADP as acceptor. The record is from RefSeq and is a predicted model, not a curated record.